UCGACGUCGAAAGGAACAACUGCUGGCGACGAAUUCGUGUAGGAUGCGCCAAAAAGAAAACGCUUUUUCUGUUGGUUAUCGUGACGACGUUGAUAUACCUCGUGCUGAACUGGGAAGUGACCAAGUCCGCCGAUUUCCUAGAAAGGCCACACCAAAAAUCACAGAAUCCGUCUGAAACCUGCCGCAUCACCUUCUUUUGACGUUUUAAGCCUGGGACCGCAAGAUUAUAAACGUCUGGUCGAUCUAAACGAUUUUCACUUCACCUUAAUCGAACCUGAAGCUUGUAAAGCCCCUGUCUUCCUGCUGGUAUUAGUGCCUUCCGCUCCUAACCACCUGCACCAGAGGCUUAACAUCCGCACCACCUGGGGUCACCGCAGGAUGGAAGUAAAGAUUGUUUUUGUUUUGGGUCGGGUACAAGACAAUAACCUCCAGAAAGAUAUAGAGAAUGAAAGCGAGGUUUACCGGGAUGUCAUUCAAGGGAAUUUCUUGGAUACUUAUCAGAAUUUGACGUAUAAAGCCAUGUCUGCUUUCAAAUUUGUGCUGUAUCACUGUGAAAAGGCUUUAUAUGUGUUGAAAAUGGACGACGAUUGUUUUGUAAACAUGCCUUUGUUACUGAAUUUCCUGAAAAAUGAUUUAUCUGUUUAUGGAACUGAUAAUUUGUUUCUCUGCAACGACAUGACGGGUUCUCCUGUGAUUAGAGAUGUUCAUUCCCAAUGGUAUGUCUCAGAAAUGGACUUGUCCGAUGAGUUCUAUCCUAGUUACUGUAGUGGAUGGUAUGCUAUUCUUUCACCAGAUGUUAUUUUUCGUCUGUAUGAAUCCACGCAAAAACUAAAGUAUUUAUCGAUUGACGAUGCUUUGAUCUACGGUAUAGCCGCGCAAAAAUGUAACCUAACGCACACAGACUUCAGUAGAUACACACUGGCCUAUAGAAGUUUGAAUCUCCUUUUUAAUGGAACUUAUGACUCGCUGCCUUUGUUGUUUGGGUCUCCAAAUAUGAACCCUGAGCAAAUUAAGAACUGUUGGCUGUUUUUUCGCUCCAGGCCUGUUGCGGCGUCUCUCAGAGGUGCCCUAGGCACCUAAUAUAUAGGCGCCACUCAUAGGCGCAUCUCAUAAGAUCUGUGAACUUCAUUUAUCUAUUUUACGAACGAAUAGUUUGAUUUUUAUCGUGUCUCUUCGAAGAAGAAGUUCGUCCAAUUGGAAUUUUGUGAUUAGAUAGUAAAUUAAAUCGAACAGUCGAACAGUCCAAUAUUACUUAUUUUUAUUUCCUUAGUUAUGUUGGCUUAAAUGUACAGAAUGUUCCGAAAAUAAGGCUCAAAAUAUAUAUUUUUUGACUCUUUAGAU
Messenger RNA from Sitophilus oryzae (rice weevil), 1341 nucleotides. Its product is annotated as beta-1,3-galactosyltransferase 1-like. The coding region runs from base 379 to 1080 and encodes 233 amino acids. Gene Ontology annotation, cellular component: membrane. Gene Ontology annotation, molecular function: hexosyltransferase activity. Lineage: Eukaryota; Metazoa; Arthropoda; Insecta; Coleoptera; Curculionidae. The transcript is spliced from 2 exons. The record is from RefSeq and is a predicted model, not a curated record.